Molecule: messenger RNA, 1699 nt
Organism: Cajanus cajan (pigeon pea)
Lineage: Eukaryota; Viridiplantae; Streptophyta; Magnoliopsida; Fabales; Fabaceae
Product: akuammiline synthase 1
Source: RefSeq, a predicted model, not a curated record
GCAAGUUACCUUUAAAUAAGUGAAUAUGUAGAGAAGUUACAUACUCUAGGGUCUAGGCUCUCCUUCCUUUAAAAAAGAGGAGGCGUUGAAAUAGAACUUGUCUAGUCUUGCAUAACAAUGCUUAAGCAGAGGCAGAAAGAAAAUGAGUGGGGAAAUAGAGUUAGAGGUUGAGGUGGUAGACACAAAAUGCAUAAAACCAUCCACACCCACACCCCCACACCUCAAAACCUUCAAACUCUCUCUACUGGACCAGCUUUCCCCUAACAUCCAUGGCAACAUCACCCUCUUCUACCCUCGCACUCACACAAACACACUUCACUUCCACGCCAAAUCCCAACUCCUUCAAACCUCCCUCUCCCAAACCUUAACCCGCUUCUACCCCCUCGCCGGACGCCUCCACAACGCCGCCACCGUCCACUGCAACGACCACGGCGCCACCUUCAUCCAAACCCGAACCCACGCCACCCUCUCCGACAUCCUCACACCCCCAAACUUCCACACCCUCCAACGCCUCCUUCCAUCUUCCCACGACCAAACCCUAACAACCUCAUCAUCAAACGCUCCCAUUCUCCUCGUCCGCUUCACCUCCUUCCGCUGCGGCGCCGUCGCUCUCACCAUUUCUCUCUCUCACAAGAUCGCCGACAUAGCCGCCCUCGUCGCUCUCCUCCAAACAUGGACCGCCGCCUUCACCGCCGCCACCGCGCCUCCUCUCCCCGAACUCGGCGCCGGCGCCGCUCUCUUCCCUCCGAGAGACAUUCCCGGCGUGUCCGCUUCCGUGAAAACCGUCUCCUCCCAGAAGUUUACUUCCACAAGGCUCGUUUUCGACGCCUCCAAGGUUAGAGAGCUAAAGGACAAAGUGAAAAGCGCGCUCGAAGUUCGAGGACACGAAGGUUCCGUGUUUGAGCCUUCGAGAGUGGAGGUUGUUCUGUCGCUCAUUUGGAAAUGCGCCUUGUCGGCUUCUCGCUCCAAAACGGCGUCGUUCACGCGUUCGGUUAUGUUCCAGGCGGUGAACCUCCGUCCCCGGAUGGAUCCAGCGGUGGCGGACGCCGCCGUGGGAAACUUCGUGUGGCCGUUCGUGGUGACGGCGGAGGAGGAAGGGCACGUGGAGCUGCACGUGCUGGUGAGGAGGAUGAGGGAGAGUAUGAGGGAGUUUUUGGAGACGAAGGCAGAGAGGUUCAAAGAGGGUGGUGGUUUUGGAGUGGUGAUGGAGAGUUUGAAGGAGAGGGGUGAAGUUAGCAAAAAGGGUGGUGUGGUUUAUAAGUGUUCGAGUUGGUGUAAGUUUCCACUGCUUAAGGUUGAUUUUGGUUGGGGUGAGCCUGUGUGGACGUGCAGUGUCAAUAAUAUUGUGAGUAACACCAUUGCUUUGAUGGAUACUAAAGAUGCUGCUGGGGUUGAAGCUUUUGUCACUCUUGAUCACCAUGAAAUGGAUCUCUUUCAACAACACCACGAGCUGUUGCAUUAUGCUUUCAUUAACCCUACUCUUAUACUCUGACUCUCUCAUAUAUCUUGUCUAUCACUAUUUUUUUUUUUUUAGUUUCUUUGUUGUAUUAAACUUUGGGGAGUUAAAUGUUUGAACAACAUACGAAGUUCAAUUGAAUAUGAAAUGUUAUUCUAAGAUCAUACUAUAAAGUAACCAACUCCCAUAUGCUUAUGUACAUGUUACGUAUAUUUUUUAGUAUUAUAUCAUGGAUCUCGAUCA